GGAAUGCGCUGCUCGGACUCACCUGCGCGUUCAUGGAUACGCCCAUACCUGGAAGGAUCAGGAAGUCUGGGAUUGUACACAGAAUCGAGCUGUUGAGUGUUUGUCUUAAAGUGUUUAUUCUCAUAAAGACCCCGCCGAACCCCGCGUGUCUCCGAGAAUCUGGCUCUUCAGUACUGGCUCCUGUAAAGUGACCAGUCCAACCAGAUCGAGUUAUUCCGAUCCAGCCGCUCCAAAAGGUUUUCUUUGACCCACGAAGUUCAGUAUUUGUGUCUGCGACGCCUCUCUGUUCCCAGCUACCCGGCCCUUUUACAGAACCCAGUCAUGGAGGAGACGGUGUGGGAGCAGUACACUGUGACCCUACAGCGGGACUCCAAGAAGGGCUUUGGCAUUGCUGUGUCUGGAGGGCGGGACAAUCCGAACGAAGAAAAUGGAGAACCGUCAAUCGUUGUUUCCGAUGUGCUGCAAGGGGGUCCUGCUGAUGGCUUGCUAUUUGAAAAUGACCGAGUGAUCCAGGUCAACAAUGUGCCCAUGGACUGUGUCCAAUAUGGCUUCGCAGUGCAGACUCUCCGCAAAUGUGGCAAAGUAGCCAAAAUCACGGUAAAGAGACCAAGAAAAAUUCCCGUCAGCGUGGUCAAACGUGGCCCGUCCCUAGACGACCGCGUCUUCAGCGGCGACUACAACGACGACUAUGAGCUGGACCAGCGCAGCGUCUACAGCGGCCGCGGCUACAUGGAUGAUCAUGAUCGUGACUACGAGCGCAGCCGCGGGAGGAGCAUGGAGCGCGGCGUGAGCCCCGACAGACAGUACAGACGAGACGGCAGCCGCGGCCGAACGCUGGACCUCGAGCGCAGCCCCGACCGCCGCUACCGAAGUGACCACAACCUGGAUCUUGACCACAGCCUGGACCGCCGCUACCGAAGCGAUCGCACGCUGGACCGCAACUACAGCCCGGACCGACGCUAUCGCAGCGAACACAACCUGGACAGAGAGCGGAGUCCGGACAGACAGUACCGCAGCGAUCGUGCACUGGACAGAUCACACAGUCCUGAGACGCGCUACAGGCCCGAACCGGCUCGGGUGUACAGCAGAGAGAAUCUAGCCAGCGACUACGAGCGCAGGAGGUCCGAGCCGCGCCAGGACGAACCCAUGAGGAGGAGUAGCAGUCGAGACCGGCUGGAUCACUCACCCUCACCCCCGCCACCACAGCGACUCGAACCCUUGGAGAAGCCACUCAAUGUUACUCUUCUAAAGAGCCGCCCAAGUGACGAAUAUGGCCUUCGUCUUGGCAGUCAGCUGUUCAUCAAAGAGACGACGAGCACAGGCUUGGCAUCCAAAGAAGGCAAACUACAGGAAGGCGACAUCAUUCUGAAAAUUAACGGUACGGUCACAGAGAACCUGUCUCUGAGCGACGCAGGGAAGCUGAUCGAGAAGUCUCGUGGGAAGCUGCAGCUGAUGGUGCAGAGGGAUCGCAGUCAGGUGCUCAUCCGAGUCCCACCCAUGGCAGACAGCGACUCCGAAAUAGAUGAUAUCUCCGAUAUUGAGUCGUACCGCUCCUAUUCUCCUCAAGAGGACCGACGCAGUCAUCACUCUGACCUCUCCUCACACUCCUCUAAUGAGAGACUGCAGGACAAAAGCAGAGAUGAGCCUCCUAACAGACUGGCUAAAAUGGGAGCGAUGCCGACUCCGUUCAGAGCGGCGCCGGUGGAGCUCCCGCCUCCACCUGUAGAGAAGGAAGAGCCUCGCAGCCUGUCUCCAGCUCCUGUGGUAACUGCUGCUCCGAAAAGUGUUCCAGUGAAAGCCAAGCCUCUGCCAAAGGUUCCCCUGCGGCCCAGUCCGGAGGAGCAGGAGAUAUACGGCCCCAACACUGUGAUGGUGCGCUUCCAGAAGGGCGAUAGUGUUGGCCUGCGUCUCGCUGGAGGAAACGAUGUGGGCAUUUUUAUCGCAGGCGUUCAGGAGGACAGUCCUGCAGAGAUCGAGGGACUCUGCACCGGAGACCAGAUCGUGAAGGUGAAUAAUAUGGAUUUCAGAGGAAUGAUCCGGGAAGACGCAGUCCUGUAUUUACUAGAGAUUCCCAAAGGAGAGGAUGUGACCAUCCUGUCUCAAAGCAAACCUGAUGUUUAUAAAGACAUCCUGGCCUCGGGACGAGGUGAUAACUUCUUCAUCAGAACUCACUUUGAAUAUGAGAAAGAGCUCCCUCAGAGCUUGACCUUCUCCAGAGGAGAGGUUUUUAAAGUGGUGGACACCCUGUACGACGGAAAGCUGGGUAACUGGCUGGCCAUCCGCAUGGACAAAGACAAUCAGCUCCUGGAGAAAGGCAUCAUACCCAACAAGAGCAGAGCGGAGCAGAUGGCAAACGUUCAGAACGCACAGAAAGGCGCUGCCAAUGACAGAGGAGACUUCUGGAGGCUGAGAGGUCAAAGAGCAGCCAAGAAAAAAGACCUUCGCAAGAGCAGAGAGGAUCUGAGCGCUACCCCGGUCACCACACGCUUCCCAGCCUACGAGAGAGUGGUGCUGCGGGAAGCUGGGUUCAGGAGACCUGUCGUAAUAUUCGGCCCCAUUUCAGAUGCAGCCAAUGAAAAACUGGCCAAUGAUCUUCCAGAAGAGUUUAUCGUAGCGAAGACCGAACCGAAAGACGCAGGCUCAGAGAAGUCGUCUGGUGUCGUGAGACUCAAUACUAUUCGUCAGAUCAUCGAGCAGGAUCUACACGCUCUGCUCGAUGUCACCCCGAAGGCUGUGGACACCCUGAACUACACCCAGUGGUAUCCCAUCGUCAUUUUCCUCAACCCAGACAGUAAGCAGGGGGUGAAGACCAUGAGAAACCGUCUGGCUCCCGGAUCUAGCCGCAGUUCACGCAAGCUUUACGAACAAGCAGUUAAACUGCGCAAAACCUGCUCCCACCUGUUCACUGCUACCAUUGAUCUGAACUCUUCCCAUGAUGCCUGGUAUGGAAGUCUCAAGGAUGCCAUACGAGAACAACAAGAGAAAGCUGUCUGGGUCUGUGAAAGCAAGCUGGAUGGGUCUGAGGACGACCUGGAUCUCCACGAUGACUGUAUGUCGUACCUGUCGGCCAUGAGCGCAGACUACCUGAGCAUGGACAGCCGUCUGACCAGCGACUACGAGGAUGAGGGCGGCGCAUACACCGACACCGAGCUUGACGAGACCACGGACGAGCCACAGCCGAUGUCAGCCAUCAGCCGCUCGUCUGAGCCUGUUAGCGAGGAGAGACCCAUACCUGUUCCUCAUGAGCGUUCAAAGAAGCCUGCGAGCAGAGAGGUGCAGCGGGACCCCAGCCCGCCUCCAUCAUUUGUUCCUGAGCCCCCGAAGGUGCGGGCAGCUUCUCGUCCUGCAGACUCUCGCUCCAGCAGCACAGUCAGCAGUGACCCUCCUGUCAGUAACAAACCUCUUCCACCGCCGGUGGCCCAGAAGCCCAGCUUCACAGUGAGGACGGGCUCAGCUGAAGAAACGACCUCUGACCCUGUAGAUGACCCUGCCAACCGCACCUUCCGGGGAAAGGUGAAGGCCUUUGAGCAAAUGGACCACCUGGCCCGGGCCAAGAGGAUGCAGGAGCUGCAGGAGGCGGAGCAAGCACGGCUGGAAAUAUCUCAGAAACAUCCAGAUAUUUAUGCAGUUCCCCUCAAGCCCAAACCAAACCAAAACAGGCCUCAACCCAUUGGCUCAAACUCUGAGUCCCAGAGCUCCUCCAAAGCGCCGUAUUCAGAGAGCCGCUCUCACCGCCGCGCCGAUGAUGAUGAUGAUGAAGAAGAGGAGUAUCGCCGGCAGCUGGCAGACCAAACCCGCAGGGGCUACUACAGCGCCCAGAAAUACAACGACACUGAAUUCUAACACCCAGCGUCCCACAAACAGGAAGUUUCCUGUGCAUGUCAUGAUAAAGCAACUGAAUGUGCUUCCUGUUCUUCUGUAAGAGGGACUGAACCACAGAUAAAGCACAUGCCAAAAACACACAUGCAGUAUAUACACACCAGUUAUAAAACAGCAUCUUUUUAUACCUGCAAUGUUUUUAUAUGAAAUUUCAGUCUAUAUUUCAUGUAUUUCUUUUUUUUUUUUCCACAAUGCCACUAGCUACUUAGAUGGAGUUAACGUUACACUGUCCUCAUUUACACUGCUGACGUUUGCCAUAAACUAAAAUUGAAAUGGAGUUGCUGGAGUGCCUUAAUGUCAUUGAUGUAUUAACUUAAGCUCAGCUGAUGCUUUUAAUGCUUGCUCCAUAUAUUACUAUGCUAUGAUUAUGUAAAAAUCUGGUAUAAUGUCACAUCAGCUUUACAUUGAUUCUCUGAGAAUAAGAAGAUCAUGUGUAAUGUUCACACUAUUGGUGUGUGUCUGUGAUCAGUGCUUGGGGUUUAACCACUAAUAAAACAGAGGUGUGGGAUUUUUACUUUUUUUAAAAGACAAAUCAAUAAACCUGACUUUUAAUGAUA
Messenger RNA from Carassius gibelio (silver crucian carp), 4436 nucleotides. RefSeq names its product tight junction protein ZO-2. Gene Ontology annotation, molecular function: cell adhesion molecule binding. Gene Ontology annotation, biological process: protein localization to cell-cell junction; establishment of endothelial intestinal barrier; cell-cell adhesion. The transcript is spliced from 24 exons. Gene Ontology annotation, cellular component: bicellular tight junction; plasma membrane. Lineage: Eukaryota; Metazoa; Chordata; Actinopteri; Cypriniformes; Cyprinidae. The record is from RefSeq and is a predicted model, not a curated record. The coding region runs from base 322 to 3843 and encodes 1173 amino acids.